Molecule: messenger RNA, 2733 nt
Organism: Sphaerulina musiva SO2202
Lineage: Eukaryota; Fungi; Ascomycota; Dothideomycetes; Mycosphaerellales; Mycosphaerellaceae
Product: NicO-domain-containing protein
Exons: 3
Coding region: 1216-2535 (439 amino acids)
Biological process (GO): nickel cation transmembrane transport
Cellular component (GO): plasma membrane
Molecular function (GO): nickel cation transmembrane transporter activity
Source: RefSeq, a predicted model, not a curated record
GUUCGUGCCCCGACUGCUGAUCAAUCUGGCGGCGGGCCAUGUCUCGAUCAAACAUGGCUUCAUGGGCCCGAACCACGCCGCAACGACGGCGUGCACCACCGGGAUUCAUGCCAUCGGCGACGCCUCGCGACUCAUCAUGUUCGGGGACGCCGAUGUUAUGGUGGCCGGCGGAGCAGAGUCUUGCAUCCACCCGCUGGCCAUUGCGGGAUUCGCGCGAGCACGAAGCCUGGCUACAGACUGGAACGACGCGCCCACGGCCUCAUCUCGACCCUUUGACCGCGACCGGGCAGGAUUCGUGAUCGGUGAGGGUGCUGGUGUUGUGGUUUUAGAGGAGCUCGAACAUGCAAAGGCACGCAACGCCAACAUAUACGCCGAGGUCAGAGGCUAUGGUUUGUCGUCAGAUGCAUUCCAUAUGACUGCGCCGCAAGAAGACGGUGCGGGCGCGUACUUGGCGAUGCGACAAGCCUUGAAGCACGCUCAUCUCAAACCGGGCCAGAUUGACUAUGUCAAUGCCCAUGCCACAUCGACCAAGCUCGGCGACGCCGCGGAGAAUCGAGCGAUCAAGAGGCUGCUGCUCGGCGAAGAAGGCCGAACUGACGCUUCCCAGAUCAACGUGUCGAGCACCAAAGGCGCCGUGGGCCAUCUCCUGGGUGCAGCCGGUGCAGUCGAAGCCAUCUUCACCAUACUUGCGUGCCACAAUAAUGUCCUUCCGCCAACACUCAAUCUCGACAAUCCUGGCAGUCCGGCCUCGGAUUUCGACUGCAAUUACGUUCCUCACACAGCGCAACAGCUUACAGUAAAUGCAGCGUUGACCAACAGCUUCGGCUUUGGUGGUACCAACGCCAGUCUAUGCAUAUCAAAACUACUUUGAGGCAUAGGUACUGAGCUUCCUAUUAUACCAGGUAAUUAUUAGGUACUCUCAAUUCGCAGGUCGACUGCCAACGGCUACCGCUUGCGGGUGUGUGUAAGCAACACCGGAUACCCCGCAGUGCGUGGGGAUUAUGCGAAAAGAAGUGCACCUGCCAACAUUGGCUUCAGUUGCUACAUGAAUCUGCGCUGCGGCACAUGAGAACAUUGUGUUGCCCGAUACCAUCGCUGGAGCCUGGGGCCUUAUCGCGAGCACUCCCUGCACUCAGGUACUUACUCCUAAAGCCAGUUGACCCCAGGCCCCUUUGCCUUCACUGUGCGACCAACCACAGUUGUUAGCCCUCCCACAUGGACCGUGACGUAGAACGAAAUGCUCUGGUGGUAAAGUGGAGGAAACACGCAGCAUACUACCACGACCAGAUACCAUGGAUAAGGAAGCUGCCUGGGAAUGCCGUGGCCAUCGUCCUAUUGCUCGUUGUGGUCCAGCUUGUGGUUUGGAUUGCUGUGGGCAUUGUGCUACACUUCCAUACCGCGCUGAUCUCCACAGCUGUCCUGUCGUACACGCUUGGACUUCGCCAUGCCUUGGACGCGGAUCAUAUAUCGGCCAUCGAUCUCAUGACUCGGCGUUUAGUCGCAUCUGGACAGAAGCCAGUGACUGUCGGCACCUGGUUCAGCCUUGGCCACAGCACGAUUGUCGUUAUCACAAGCGUCGUGGUCGCAGCAAGUAGUGCUGCCAUACAAAAGCGUUUCGAUGACUACAGCACCAUCGGAUCGAUUAUUGGCUCCUCCGUCUCGGCCGCCUUUCUCAUCAUUCUGGGAGCGAUGAAUUGCUGGAUUCUCUACAAGCUCUACCAGCAACUUCAGCGAGCGGUGGCUUCACCCAUCGGCCAAGAGAGCUUAAGCUAUAGCUUCGAAGGAGGUGGGUGCAUGACGACCAUCCUUGGCCAAACAUUCAAACUGGUCGAUCGUCCCUGGAAAAUGUAUCCUCUCGGUGUCCUCUUUGGCUUGGGCUUCGAUACGUCUUCUGAGAUUGCCUUGCUCGGCAUCAGCAGUAUCCAAGCUGCGCAGGGAACAUCGAUCUGGCUCAUCUUGAUCUUCCCCAUCCUUUUCACGGCAGGCAUGUGCCUUUUGGAUACUUUCGAUGGCGCAGCGAUGAUGUCCUUGUACACUUCUGCACGUCUUGCCAAGGAUGCCAUUGCAGUGUUGUACUAUCAAUGUGUGUUGACCGCCGUCACUGUGGCCGUGGCCAUCAGCAUAGGUGUCAUACAGCUGUUGACUAUGAUUCACAAUGUACGUCCCGAUUUUGAUGGUCCGUUCUGGGACGGCGUGGAUAUUGCAGGAGACCACUACGAUAUCAUCGGUGGGGCUAUAUGUGGAAGUUUCGUGGUGUUUGGCUUGAUGUCAGUGCUACUGUAUAAGCCCUGGAGGAGUAACGUGGAAAGAAAGAGACGUGUGGCGCAGAGUGCUGGUGAUGAGGAAGAGGAGCCGGAGGAGGGGGAGGGGGAGGCGCAAGAAGGCAAUACAGGUCAUGGAGAAGUUGAACUGCUGGAUGAUCAGCAGUGGGUCGAUUCCUCCGCUGUGAAAGUGCAUUGCCACCAGGACACAGCCAAGGACAGCACUGUGACAACCACGGCACAAGCAGCAGGCGCGAGUUCGAGACCACCAUGAAGCAUCCCAAGUGUCAAAAAUAGAAAAGAACAGCGGUUCUGCUCGGAUUAUCUCAUGAAAAUGCGUGGCGCUCGUCUCGUCUCGUCCCGUUUACCAGAGGUCACUAGGUACUUACAUGUAAGAUUGUCGACUGCACAAUAAUGCCACAAUAUAUAUAUACACCUUAUGCAUAUAGGUAUGUAUAUACUUACAUGCGGC